GAUUGCUGGUUUUGUUAUGUCUGACUCGAUUGCUUCUUAUCAGCGUGUAAUCGUUGACGUCUUGUGUGUGGCGAAUUGGGAUUCUAACAAAACCACAUUUAAGCUUAUUACACGCACAUUUUCAGCCGCUUAUAAUCCGUGACUAUUAUCAUGUUUCUGAUGGAAUAAAAACACACUCCAAACGGAAGCGAUUUAAAAUACGCAACUGCCGUGCCACGCGCGCUCAAUGCGUUACACACUGUACGCCGCCUAGCAUGCGGAUGGUUUUGUUUACGCGCCUUUCGUUCGUUUGUGUACGCGGUGGGCGCAUCAUCGUCAACCCGUAACCGUAACUGACUAUCGUUAUCAGCUGUACGGAUCAAUGCAUUGCCCAUUGCCGACCGAGCGCGUUCGACCAGCCGUAAGUCUAGCCAGCAUCCAACCAGCUAGCCACACACCACACACAUCAAGCGUGUGUUUUCUAGCGAAAGGAACGUUCUUUUUUUAUUCAAUCAACAAUGAGUCUUUUCCUGAACGGACGCACCUACAGCUGUUUGGUGUGUCCAAAGUCCAGCCCCUCCUGCACGGUGCAGCACCACCCUUUGCAGCGGUUGAUCUCGUACGACGAGCUGCUCGCCAAGUAUGCCCGUAAGGUGAACAGAGAUCAGUACGAUCCGAUCGGUAUCUACACCUGUCCCUACUGCGCUCUGGACCGGCUGACCGUGGAUGCACUGUACGAGCAUUCGCGCGAUUCCCAUCCUCCGGCGAGGGUCGAGAAUGUCGCGGAUCAGCUCCCUGCCGUGCACUGUCCCGUUUGUGUGUGCUUUCGGUUGGAAAAGUCGCCCGCCAUGCUGGGACCACCGUACACCACCGGCAGCCUAUCGGAGCACAUGCUCAGUAGGCAUUGCUUUGCCAGCACGCAUCAGUAUCGGGACGAGCUGAAGCUUCACAGUGACUUCUGUUGCGACGGGGAGUAUGAGCUGAUCCGAUUUAUGGCCACGUUUUUACCGCCCGCCAUCAUCAGCUCGGACGUUGUAGCGCGAUAUGGGAACGAUGACGAUCGUCUCCUCAGCACAGCAAAACAAAUGCCGCCGACGGUGCUGUGUCCCAACUGUCUGGAGCAUAUCGAUGCAGCAUCAGGCAAAAGCUUAGCGCUGUGUGCACAUCAGUUCCACAGCCCUUGUAUCGACCGGUGGCUGGAGGAGAAGAAGUGCUGCCCUGUCUGUAGGUGUGAUUGUUCCUGAUCAGACGGACGGAUGGUCCCCGAAAUGGAGUAAAGAUAAGAAUCAAUACAAUCAAUCUUGCCGUCGCAUCUUUCAGGAUACUUCUUCACAAUCCGGAAGAAACACAUAUAUUUCCACGGCCUUAAACGUUAAGCACUUAUACACAAAUUUCUUACGAAGACAGUGGUACCAUGCGGGAUGAUGAUACACUUAGGGUUUGGGGGGACUCUACGCAGUAAGCAGAUGAAGCGCUCGUACCGAUUACCACCGAUUGCCUCCACCUCCACCGCCGCCUCCACGAUUGCCACGGAAUCCACCUCCACCGCCACGGCCACCACCGAAGCCCCCGCCGCCGCCGCCGCCUCGGCCACGGAAACCACCACCGCCACCGCCACGGCCCCCACCAAAACCACCACCGCCACGGCCACCACCGAAGCCGCCGCCACCACCUCUACCACCACGGCCUCCGCGACCACCGGGCUUACCGACCCUGCCAGCCGGUCGGCGGGUCUGAUUGCCAGGCAGGAAGCGUGCCAGCGGCAGCAGUUUCGCCGAAUCGAUAAACAGCUUCUGCUUCUGCUGGAAUCCGUCCGGCUUCAUGUUGUCGUUCAGCUUGAUCGACACGUAAAAGUCCUUCAGAUUGCCAAAGAUUUCGUCCACCUUGCCGAUCUGCUUCUCGCCCUCCAUGUAGAUGGGCGCAUUGAAGAAGGGUACAUUUUCCACCUCCACCUUGGCGACGAGAUCCUCCUGGCAGGGGUAGUCGUAGUACCCGAGGGGAAUGAUAUUCUUCGGACCGUCGUCCCGCUGGCCAAAGCUGCCACGGUUGUUGAACCCGCCACGGCCUCCUCCGCCACCUCCUCGGCCGCCACGACCACCCCAACUGCCGCCACCGCCUCGUCCACCGCCACCACCACCACCACGGCCACGGAAGCUCAUAGUGAACAAACUGUAACGACGGACAGGUAAACAAGCGAAUCAAUAAAGUGAGGUUAGGCGCAGUGAAGCGAUUGCUUUCGAGCUUGUUCUUAUACGAAAA
Anopheles gambiae (African malaria mosquito) is the source of this 2238-nucleotide messenger RNA. RefSeq lists its product as uncharacterized. The transcript has 2 exons. The record is from RefSeq and is a predicted model, not a curated record. The coding region runs from base 498 to 1223 and encodes 241 amino acids. NCBI's taxonomy places the organism in Eukaryota, Metazoa, Arthropoda, Insecta, Diptera, Culicidae.